This is a messenger RNA of Loxodonta africana (African savanna elephant), 2598 nucleotides long. It is a transcript of the gene DIABLO, whose product is annotated as diablo IAP-binding mitochondrial protein. Gene Ontology annotation, cellular component: mitochondrion. Lineage: Eukaryota; Metazoa; Chordata; Mammalia; Proboscidea; Elephantidae. Gene Ontology annotation, biological process: intrinsic apoptotic signaling pathway in response to oxidative stress; neuron apoptotic process. The coding region runs from base 76 to 789 and encodes 237 amino acids. The transcript has 6 exons. The record is from RefSeq and is a predicted model, not a curated record.
GCGGCCUCGCCCCGCCCCCGCCUUGCUGCGUGGCGUCAUUUCCGGCGUCUGCGUCCGGCGUUCACCUGUCGCGGGAUGGCGGCUCUGAGGAGUUGGCUGUCGCGGAGCGUCACCUCCUUCUUCAGGUACAGACAACUUGUACCUGUCAUGGCUAACUUUAAGAAGCGCUGUUUCUCAGAAUUGAUAAGACCCUGGCACAAAACUGUGGCAGUUGGAUUUGGUGUGACCCUGUGUGCAGUCCCUAUUGCACAGAAAUCGGAGCCUCAUUCUCUUAGUAACGAUGCAUUAAUGAGGAGGGCAGUGUCUUUGGUGACAGAUAGCACCUCUACCUUUCUCUCUCAGACCACAUAUGCAUUGAUUGAAGCAAUCACCGAGUAUACUAAGGCUGUUUAUACCUUAAUCUCACUGUACCGACAAUACACAAGUUUACUUGGGAAAAUGAAUUCACAGGAGGAAGAUGAAGUGUGGCAGGUGAUCAUAGGAGCCAGGGUCGAGAUGACUUCGAAACAACAAGAAUACUUGAAGUUGGAAACAACUUGGAUGACUGCAGUCGGUCUUUCAGAGAUGGCAGCAGAAGCUGCAUACCAAACUGGAGCAGACCAGGCCUCGAUCACGGCCCGAAACCACAUCCAGCUGCUGAAGUCGCAGGUGCAGGAGGUGCGCCAGCUCUCCCAGAAGGCAGAGAUCAAGUUGGCAGAGGCACAGACAGAGGAACUCCGGCAGAAAACUCAAGAGGACAGAGAGGAGAGGGCCGGGCCGCAGCAGGAGGCCUACCUGCGCGAGGAUUGAGGGCCUGCACCGCUGCCGUAUCUGCUCACUGGAGUUAGGGGAGCCCGGGGCCCCGCAGUUUACCCUGCAGAGGAGAGGCGGCAGGUCCUGGCCCCUCAGGCCAGAGGCAUCUGUGAGUUGAGUGCCUGCCCCUUCCCCUGGGGUCUCAGGCCUGUACUGGGCCUGGUUUCUGGCCUUUGGGCUCUGUACCCUGUUUAACAGUUCACCCCACUUGGCACAGCUGCCCUCUCACCCACUGGUCUUGUUACCUCACCCCCAAAAGCAUCUCACCAACUUGGCCCCGGGGGAGGGGAAAGGGGGCUUUUUGUCAUGCCUGUAAGUUCAGUAGCUGUUUAACCUCAGUUUUCGAUCUUAUUCACGUUUUCAAAUAUGUAGUAUUUGCACCCUCCAGAGGGAUGUGAGUUUGGAGCAGGCUGUCCUGUUUCUAAGCUUUCUUUUUAAGUGUUUCUAAUGCCUUCUCUGAUCUGGCCCCACUGCCUAGUAAGGACAGCUCAGGCCGAAAGGGACAAGCUCAUCUUGGAAGGAAUGAGUGGUGUGAGCCGGUGCUCUCAGCAGGACCUAUUCUACCACAUGCCUCGGUUUCUUUCUUUACUGUGAGUCUCCCUGUUGUAUCCAAAGGAGAAAAAGAUUUUUUUUUUCCAUUUAAAAAAGUGUGUGUCUCUCUCUUAGCCUCCCUCCUCCAGCCCCAGAAUGGCAGAGCCCCAACUUGCUCCAGGAUUCCUCCCAUUCAGCAUACACCAUACAAGUCAGCCAGCUUUCAGUGAUUUUAAUCCAAGUUAGCAGGGUUGGGAGGAGGGGUUACAGAAACGGUCGCUUCCUACAGACCAGCAAGGGUCAAUUUUCAAGGUGCUCCGUUUCCCAUCGUGAUAGAAAAUCAACACAGUCCACUCUGAGGCUGCUGUUCAACUCGUCCCUCGGGGCUGGGGCAGGGGAGCGGCACAGCUGAGCCCCUCAUCUGUCACCAGCGCCCACAUGGUCCACAUCUCCAGGGGGCUGAGGUGGUGUACCAGCAGGAGCCCUCUGUACAGGCGGGGGUCCAGGGGCCGCUGUAUCCCAAAUGUCUUGAAGCCAGCGUGGUGUGUGGGGCUGACACCCAACUUCCUCAGGCACAUGCCCACGAAGACGUCGUCAAUGGGAAAGAGUUCAGCUUCCUCCAUGGCUGCUCGCAGGCGCCACACAGUGGCUCUGGACAUGACGUAGCCUCCGCCCCCAGCAUAGGGCGGGUAGUGGCGGGCUCUGUACAUGGAGGGUGGGAUGAAGUAUUUGACCUUGGUGUUCCUGUUGGGCAGAGCCUGGCAGAUGACAUCUCCCACCAGGAGGUCCUGGGCUGGGUCCCAGCCGUCCAGGAACUCCAGCACAUUGGGGAUAUGGACAAAGAUACCGUCAUCUCCGUUUAGCACCAAGUGGGCCUGGGGGCAGGCUGCCGCCACCCAGCGCUGCAGGUGCAGCUCCUUGAGCGUCAGGUUGAAGAAGUCCUGCACAAAGUCCCACUGCAGGAUGUCAGCAAACUCCCGGCUCUCAUAGGCCAGCAGCUGGGCCGGGGGCGUAGGUCCCGCCACUCCUAGGAGGAACACCAGCUUCAGCCGCCGGCCUCCAGCCCGACCCCAUGUGCUUCGAAUGGCUGCCCGCCGCUCCACGUGGCCAGGCUGCGACUUGAUGGCCAGGAGCAGGAAGGUGUCCUGGGCACAGCCUGAAGGCUCCAGCAGGAUGGAGAAGUUGCGGCAGUGGCGGUAGGUCAAGAAGAGGCGGUGGCGACUCGGAAGGGACAGGGAGGCGUUAGCCACCGUGUGGUUGGGCAGACACUGGCUG